AUGCCUCUGCAUCUCUGGGAGAAUCUCAUCUCAUUCUCCGUCAAAACCCCUUCAAAUCGAUUCAAAACCUAUCUAUACUGCUCCCUACCAAUACCCUUGUCCCGGUUUUUCUGUUCCUCUCAAUCCCAAAACUCGAUCUCUGUCGUUGAUUAUCUAAUCAACCAACAUGGAUUCUCCUCCGAAGCUGCUUCCAAGGCCUCUACUGCCCUCACCCGCAUCAAGACUCCCGAAAAAUCCGAUUCUGUCCUUGCCUUUUUCGUCCAUUGCGGUUUCUCCAUGACCCACGUUGAGAAAAUUAUCCAGCACGCCCCAGAGCUCCUCUCCUCCGAUGUCGACAAGACCCUCAAACCCAAAAUCAAGAUUUUCGAAGAAUUGGGUUUUCCCCAAAAUGACAUUGCUGAUAUAGUUUCUACAGACCCUUGGAUUCUCACUCGCAGUGCCAAGAAACAGCUACUCCCUUCGCUCCUCCUUCUGAGGAGAGUCGUCCAAUCAAACGCGGCCGUCUGUAAGGUGCUCAAGCUAUCUGGGUGGUUCCUCAAAUGCGAUUUGGAGAAGACCAUGGUACCGAGCAUUGAUUUCAUGAAAAGCUGCGGAAUCAGCGAGGCCCAGAUUUCGAAAUUGGUCUUUAGCUUUCCAAGAUUCUUCGUUCUUAAACCUGAUACAAUCAAGGCCGUCGUCAAAAGAGUGGACGAAUUUGGUUUCAAUCGACAGAAAAAGAUGUACCUUCAUGCCAUUCGGAUCGUUAGCUCAAUGAGUAGAGAGAAAUUGGAGUACAAAUUUGGGAUUUUCCGGAGCCUGGGUUGGUCUGAAGUUGAUAUAUUAUCUGUAUUCCGGAGAGUGCCACAGGUAUUUUCAGUUUCGGAGAAGAAAAUAAGGGAAGGAAUGGAUUUCCUUCUCAACACGAGGAAACUCGAAAUCUCUUUCACAGUUCUAAAUCCAGGAAUGCUGAUGUUCAGCUUGGAAGGUAGGAUUAAACCCCGGCACCGGGUUUUGGAGAUUUUGGAAAGAAAGGAUUUGCUCCGCAAAGAUCUCAACAUGGCUUCAGUAUUUCAGAUGACGGAUCAACGGUUUUUGGGGAAAUACGUUCAUCGGUAUCCUGAUGAAUUCGAGAAUCUUUUCAGAGCUUACAAGGGUUUGGAGCUAAAACAGUAA
Magnolia sinica is the source of this 1152-nucleotide messenger RNA. RefSeq lists its product as uncharacterized. The coding region runs from base 1 to 1152 and encodes 383 amino acids. Gene Ontology annotation, molecular function: double-stranded DNA binding. Lineage: Eukaryota; Viridiplantae; Streptophyta; Magnoliopsida; Magnoliales; Magnoliaceae. The record is from RefSeq and is a predicted model, not a curated record. Gene Ontology annotation, cellular component: chloroplast. Gene Ontology annotation, biological process: chloroplast organization; regulation of DNA-templated transcription. The transcript has a single exon.